AUGAAGUUGUUGAAUGAUUGGGAAAAGGAAGAGGUGAUACACAAGAGUAAGAUAGUGAACUUUGAUUUCCUUGUUGAACGGAAUUUCAUUGACGAGGUUAAGGAUGGUUUCUAUUAUCUUUCCAAGGAUGGCAAGACUGUUGAGACCGAGCUAUGGAAGAAAGUCAACCACGAGUUAGCUGAAUAUUUGGAUAUAAAAGACAUAGACAAAGAGAUUAAGAGAUUCAUAUUUCUUCUGAACAGUUACAACGAAAUCAAGGACAUAGGACAAGAGCUUAUUGGCAAAAUAGCUAAUCUAAGGCAAACAACAGCAAAAGAUGUUCAUGAGGAAUUGGGGAUGGAGAUAGAAUAG
Encephalitozoon romaleae SJ-2008 is the source of this 351-nucleotide messenger RNA. RefSeq names its product putative Swi5-like protein. The record is from RefSeq and is a predicted model, not a curated record. Gene Ontology annotation, cellular component: Swi5-Sfr1 complex; Swi5-Swi2 complex. NCBI's taxonomy places the organism in Eukaryota, Fungi, Microsporidia, Unikaryonidae. Gene Ontology annotation, biological process: double-strand break repair via homologous recombination. The transcript has a single exon. Bases 1 to 351 code for a protein of 116 amino acids.